Cucumis melo (muskmelon) is the source of this 2551-nucleotide messenger RNA. Its product is annotated as protein ZINC INDUCED FACILITATOR-LIKE 1-like. The record is from RefSeq and is a predicted model, not a curated record. The transcript has 16 exons. Gene Ontology annotation, cellular component: plant-type vacuole membrane; plasma membrane. Lineage: Eukaryota; Viridiplantae; Streptophyta; Magnoliopsida; Cucurbitales; Cucurbitaceae. Gene Ontology annotation, molecular function: solute:potassium antiporter activity. Gene Ontology annotation, biological process: regulation of stomatal closure; transmembrane transport. The coding region runs from base 366 to 1868 and encodes 500 amino acids.
UACGUAAUCCGACUGCCAUCUCUCUUGACCAUUUCUCCGGCAGGUAGGCCCAAUGGAGAGAUUGAAAAAGUGCGGUCAUAUGGCGCAUGCAAUGACGCUCAUCUCCCAUGGCCACACCCAAAAUUUCACAUGGAAACCUCUCCCAUAAACACUACUACUACUACUACUACUACUACGAUUUCAGUUGUGUCAGUUUGCAGCCAUUAAUUGGUGGAAUAUUGAUCGUAGAAUCUGGAAGCCAAUAGGAGGAAACUUCUUCGAAUAACUUCUUGUGGCUGUGGUUGAAAUCCGCAUAAAACGUAUUGUUGAUUAUCUUGUAUUUUAGGGAGGAGAAGAACUUCGAUUUCUUUCCGUUUUGUUCAAAAAUGGCGGACGAAAAUCGGGAGAGGUUAUUGAAGGAAGAGGAUUAUUACUACUACGAGAAUUGUCCUGGAUGCAAGAUGGAACAAUACAAUCAAGUGCACCGUGGUUUUCCUUUCCGCCAACUUCUUAUGAUUUCGUUUAUUGUUCUAAUUACUGCAUUGCCGAUAUCAUCAUUUUUCCCGUUUCUGUACUUCAUGGUUCGGGAUUUUAAUAUUGCAGAAAAUGUAGAAGAUAUCGGAUUCUAUGCUGGUUUUAUCGGAGCUUCUUUCAUGAUUGGCAGAGCAUUAACAUCUGUUUUCUGGGGAAUAGUGGCUGAUCGCUAUGGUCGAAAACCUGUUAUUCUUUUUGGAAUUUUUAUAGUGUUUACAUUCAACACCCUAUUUGGCCUUAGUUUAAAUUACUGGAUGGCUAUUAUCACCAGGUUUCUUCUUGGAAGUUUGAAUGGCAUACUUGGACCAAUAAAGGCAUAUGCAAGUGAAAGUGUUAAUGAAGAAUAUCAAGCCAUCGCUAUGUCGUCUAUUAGUACAACAUGGGGAAUCGCAUUGAUAGUAGGCCCAGCUAUAGGAGGGUUUCUUGCUCAGCCAGUAGAGAAAUUUCCUGGCAUUUUCUCCAGUGAGGGUUUGUUUGGGAGAUUUCCUUACUUCCUGCCCUGUCUUUUUACAUCACUCCUUGCACUAAUUACAGGAAUAAUCUCUCUUUGGCUUCCGGAAUCACUGCAUAUGCACGAUAAAAAUGUUCCAUCACAUUCUAUAUCAUAUGAAGCCUUGGAAGAUCAACCCGGUGAUUGUAAUGGAAAUGAACCAACACUAACAACCGAAAGUAAAGAACUGCCUUCUAAGCCAAGUCUCUUCAGGAAUUGGGAGUUAAUGUCAGCAAUCAUUGUUUAUUGUGUAUUCUCACUUCAUGAUAUGGCUUACGUGGAGAUAUUUUCACUCUGGACUGUCAGUUCUCGUACGCUUGGUGGCCUGAGCUUUACAUCUGGAGAUGUUGGAGAAGUACUCGCCAUCACAGGUUUCAGCCUCCUUGUGUUUCAAUCUGCUUUUUACCCAUAUGUGGAAAGGAUAUUUGGACCCAUAAUGGUAUCUCGUGUUUGUGGAAUAUUGUCAAUCCCCCUGCUGGCAAUGUAUUCCUUUUUAUCCGUGUUUUCAGGAGCUGUCCUUCACAUUGUCGUAACUCUUGCAUCAGUCUUGAAGAAUCUUCUCUCUGUCUCCAUUAUAACUGGAUUGUUCAUCAUACAAAACAGAGCCGUGGAUCAACAUCAAAGGGGGGCUGCUAAUGGCAUUGCUAUGACGGGAAUGUCUAUUUUCAAGGCAAUUGGUCCAGCUGCAGGUGGUGCAUUACUCUCUUGGUCACAGAAGCGUUUAGACGCUGCUUUUCUCCCAGGUACUUUUCUUUUUGCCUAUUCUUUCACCCGCAUCCUAGUUCGUUUUAUAUAUAUAUAUAUAUAUAUAUAUAUAUAUAUAUAUAUAUAUGUUAUCUGGUAUGCCAUUAACAGUUAUAAAUAGAGGUUCGAGUUUUCUCAAGAGAUGUAGUCCAUGUGGAGGAUUUAUUGAUUCAAAUUUUAGCUUUUGGCCCACUAAAUUGUUGUGUUUGAUUAAUGGUUCCAUCACCAAAAAAUUGCUUUUAGUACCACUAAAUUAAGGUUCGACUCCUCCUACCUAUGUCAAACUUAAAAGCACUUAUUAUUUUCACACAAGUAUUGGAAGAUUGAUUCAAGAUUCGACAUAUUUUUACCUUUUAAGAAAAGAUGAUAAAAUUUAGUAGCUAAAAUUGGUAAUCUCUUCUUCCAGGUCCCCACAUGUUUUUCUUCAUCCUAAAUGUGAUAGAAGUGAUUGCAGUGGUGAUGACAUUCAAACCGUUUCUUGUUCCACGUCAAAACUAGACCAAAGUUACCACGAUGUCAAUCCGAACAAAUAGCUGCACAAAAAUCUCAUCUUCUAACUUUUGUCGAUUCUUCAUCAACAAUUCAUAGAAUCAAUUAAGGACCUACAAACUCUUCGUACCUUCCUAAUCGAACCGAGCAUCAUAUCAAUUUCUUUUGAGCUUUUGGAGCUCAUAUGAUCAAGGUAUACAUUACUUAUUGAGUUACUACGAUGUACAAGUUGAUUUUAGUUAUAUGUAACCUCAAUACCUAUUGUUGUAUACUUCACUUAUUAAUUACCAUAUUAUUAUUAUUUUUAUUAGUUGA